AUGGAACUGAAAAACCAAACAGUCUUGGAAUUCCAUCUCAUGGGACUCUCGGAAAAUCCAGACCUGCAGCCCACCCUCUUUGGACUCUUCCUGUCCAUGUACCUGGUCACUGUCUUUGGGAACCUGCUCAUCAUCCUGGCCAUUGUCUCAGACUCUCGCCUGCACACACCCAUGUACUUCUUCCUCUGCAACCUAUCCCUGGUUGACAUCCUUUUCUCCUCUACCACUGUCCCCAAGAUGCUGGUGAACAUCCAGACCCAGAGCACAGCUAUCCCUUUUGCAGGCUGCCUUGCCCAAAUGUAUGCCUUCCACCUCUUCGGGACCAUGGACAGCUUCCUCCUGGCAGUGAUGGCCAUUGACCGGCUGGUGGCCAUUGCCUAUCCACUGCACUACUCAGUGCUCAUGAGCCCACAUGUCUGUGGGCUACUGGUGGGUGGGCCAUGGGUGAUCACUAAUCUCCAAUCCCUGGUGCACACUUGCCUCAUGGCCCAACUGACAUUCUGUGCAGGGUCAGAAAUCCCCCACUUCUUCUGUGACCUCAUGCCCCUCCUGAAACUCUCCUGCUCAGACACGCACACCAAUGAGUUGGUGAUCUUUGCUUUCGGCAUCAUCAUGGGCCUCAGCCCGCUGUCCUGCAUCCUAGUCUCCUACAUCUGCAUCUUCACAGUCUUCCGGAUCCCAUCUGCUCAGGGCAAGUGGAAAGCCUUCUCUACUUGUGGCUCACACCUCACCGUGGUGUCAUUGUUCUAUGGGACCAUUUUUGCUGUGUACUUACAGCCAGCAUCCCCCACCUCCUCCCAGAAAGACAAGAUAGCUGCAUUAAUGUGUGGGGUGGUCAUCCCUACACUGAACCCCUUUAUCUACAGCCUAAGGAACAAGGACAUGAAGGCAGCCCUGAGGAAGCUUGGCAGCAAAGCAGUCUUAUCCCACUCCUAG
Molecule: messenger RNA, 936 nt
Organism: Alexandromys fortis (reed vole)
Lineage: Eukaryota; Metazoa; Chordata; Mammalia; Rodentia; Cricetidae
Gene: Or1i1
Product: olfactory receptor family 1 subfamily I member 1
Biological process (GO): G protein-coupled receptor signaling pathway
Cellular component (GO): plasma membrane
Molecular function (GO): G protein-coupled receptor activity; olfactory receptor activity
Source: RefSeq, a predicted model, not a curated record